AUGCAACCCGAUAAUCUCCCUUCAAUGAUAUUUUUCGAUAUCUUGGGAACAAUAGUGGAAUGGAGAUUCUGCAUCGCAAAGGAACUGAAAGCCACAGCACAAAGGGCUCUACAAGAUCAAGCCCGAAAUCUGAGUGCCAAUAUACAAGCACGUAUCUCCGAUAUGUCCACUUCAAGCUGGCAAGAGAUCGCCGAAGAGUGGCAUGGCUCAUAUAUGAACUUCGGAAAUACCUACGAUUCAUCAAAGCCCUUCAUCUCAGUAGAUGAGUACAACCGCAUUUCGUUAGAAAAUAUUCUCAUCGAACGAAAUCUCCGAGAUCUAUUUAGCGAAGACGAUCUCAACCACUUGACACUCGCUUGGCAUCGGCUUGACUCGUACUCUGAUAGUGUGCCAGGUCUUGAAUUGCUGAAUACUAAGUUUCCGACAUCUACGUUAUCCAAUGGUAAUGUGAAACUCUUGGAGGAUCUACAAGGUCAAAAUUCUUUGCCUUUCACGCAUAUCACCAGUGCAGAGCAUUUCGGUGCUUAUAAGCCGGCGCCGGAGGUUUAUCAUGGUGCUGCGCGCAGAUUCGGUUUAGGGGAUUCGCAAUGUUGUUUCGUCGCGGCUCAUCUGGAGGACUUGUACGCUGCUAAGAAAUGUGGAUUUCAGACAAUUUAUCUUGAGAGGGAGUUGGAAAAGGCUUGGGAUUGUGGAGAUGUUGCACGAGCUAGAGAAGAGGGGUUUGUCGAUCUUUGGGUUGAAGUUGGAGGCUCAGGUCUGAUUGAAGUUGCUCGAUAUUUUGGGAUAGAAUGGAUUAUUACUAACGAUUAG
Penicillium odoratum is the source of this 810-nucleotide messenger RNA. RefSeq lists its product as uncharacterized. The coding region runs from base 1 to 810 and encodes 269 amino acids. Lineage: Eukaryota; Fungi; Ascomycota; Eurotiomycetes; Eurotiales; Aspergillaceae. The record is from RefSeq and is a predicted model, not a curated record. The transcript has a single exon.